AUGGAGAGCGUCAUCAUCCUCAUCUACGGUGAAGACCGACACCUCAUCCACAAGCCUGCCGACUACGACAGCCUGGUCGACGUUGCGCGCGACAAGUUCCCUGAGGUUGACUCUGCCUACGAUGACAACGACAUUGCUUUCCACUUCACUCCAGAGUGGUUCGACGGCGACGUCAAGCUGGGCCGCGACGCUUUCGCCGAGGUGCACAAUCGUGCCGUCCUUCGCGUCACCACGACUGCCUUUGUUCCUGCUCAGCGCUAUGGCAAAGACGGCAAGAUUCAAGCUGGUGGUUUUGCAGGCUCGCGUUCUGAUUACCUGCCAUACGAGAAGAUGAGACUCUGCGUCAUCCAUGUCCCUUCUGACCGCAAGGGUUGGUUCUCCGUGAAGCCUGGAAUGGCUUUGUCGCGGCUAAUGGCCGGCGCAGCCAAGUUCUUUGGGGUUGAACGUUAUGACCACCGCUUUUACUACCAGCGUGAGGUCCUCGAGGACUACGAUACGCCAGAGAGCAUGGCCAUGGAGGACUGCGACCUCGUGGAGAUGCACACCGACCUCCACGAAGGAUAUGGCAUCGUCGUUGGCAUCGGAGCCUUCUUUGCUCUUAUGAUGCUUGCUAUAACAUACCUCCAGAAUCGCUACACCACUUACUCAACAAAACAGUCUGAGGAGUUCAACACUGCAUCCCGGAGCGUCAAACCGGGGCUCAUCGCAGCAGGCAUCGUCAGCUCUUGGACAUGGAGCUCAACGCUCCUCACGUCGAGCACCUUUGCUUACUCGUACGGCAUCGGCGGGCCCAUGUGGUACGCAGCGAUGGGUUCCUCGCAGAUUCUCCUCUUCUCGUUGAUCGCCAUAAAAAUCAAGACCAACGCCCCCGGCGCUCACACCUUCCCGGAGAUUAUCCUCGCGCACCACGGCCGCCUGAACCACCUCACUCAGGUCGUCGGCGCCCUGUCCGGUGUCAACGUCUACGGUGCCUGCUUUCUCAUCCCGCUGGUGGUCGCGGCAUAUGUCAUCGCCGGCGGCCUGCGGAGCACGUUCAUCGCCGACUACGCGCACACGGUGAUCCUGUUCGUCGCGAUCCUCACGUUCGGCUUCAGCAUGUACGAGACGAGCCCGACGGUCGGGAGCAUCGGCAAGUUCUACGACCUCCUCCUCGAGGCCGGGAAGGACAUGCCGAUCCCCGGCAACGCGCACAACGGGUCGUACUUGACUUUCAAGUCGGAUGAUGGGCUCGUGUUCGCCAUCGACUUGCUGGUUGCAGGAUUUUGUACGGUCUGGCUGGACCAGGCCUACUGGCAACGCGCGAUCGCCUCCCGGCCCGAGACAUCUGUCAAAGCCUAUCUGUUUGGCGGCAUCGCGUGGUAUGGAAUACCGUUUGGAUUUGCGACUGCGAUGGGACUCGGCUGCGCGGCGCUGACGUCCAGCCCCUCGUUCCCGACAUAUCCCAAUCCGCUCUCGGCAGCGCAGAACGGCAGUGGCCUGUCUGCUCCUGCAGCUGCUAUCGCGUUGCUGGGAAGCGGUGGUGCGGGACUCCUGCUUCUGCUCUUGUUCAUGGCCGUCACGAGUGCGACCAGUGCGGAGCUUAUCGCGGUGUCGAGUCUCAUCACGUUCGACAUUUACAAGACAUACAUCAAGCCGACGGCGAGCUCUGAUGAGCUUGUCCGGAUGAGUCAUUAUGGCAUCAUAAUGUUCUCCGUAAUCCUGGCCUCAUUUUGCUGCAUACUGAACGCUGUCAGCAUCAACUUGACCUGGGUACUGACUGUCCUUGGUGUGAUUGUCGGUGGCGCCUCUAUUCCCAUUGGACUGAUCUUGUUAUGGGAGCCAAUGUCGUCGGUGGCAGCCUUAAUAUCUCCCUGGAUCGGCACCGCACUGGGCCUCGUUGCUUGGUUUGUCGUGACCAAGCUCCGCAGUGGAAGCAUCUCGGUGGAAACGACAGGCGAUGUUACGAACGCCGUGGCUGGGAACGUCACGUCGUGUUGCACCGGUGUUAUCAUGGCGUUCGUGUUAUCAUACCUUUCUCCAUCAAAAUGGGGAUCAGCGGAGGCCAACGGCGAUCUUCUUGCAAAGAUCAGACUGGACAAGAUCCUGCACGGCAUCCCCACCAAUUCCGCACCAGAUACAGCAGUGGUCGACAACCGUGCUGGGUCGGACUUGGAAAAAUCUGUGAAAGGUCCAAUUGUACCCCAGGAAGAGAAUAGUGACCAGCCUGCGUCGGACCCGGCCCCAGAAACUGUGGCCCCCACGGGAAACGCGAUUGUAGACUUCCUUGAGGCUUCAUACUUACAGCCUAUGGACGCUCAACAGGCUCGAGUGGCAACGAGGCUGGCUUACGGAUUCAACAUUGCGUACUGGACCGUAGCAAUGAUCCUAGUACCAUUUGCGUUCUUCGGCACCGAGUGGGAGUUUACACGAGCGGGUUUCGUGGGAUGGUGCAUUGUGUCUUUCAUAUGGGUGUGGUUCAGCGCACUGAUUUGUAUCAUUGAGCUCCCACAGGAGGGAGUUCGAGACGAAGUGACGGCUGGCAACUCCGAGUCUGGUGGAGGGCCUUACACCCUCUUAAUAUUCACCUUCUCCCUCUAUUCGAUCAUGGCGCGAUUCGCCAUUGAGCUUGGGAAAGAGUAUCACCAGGGACCCAAUGGUGUACCCAACAUCAGUCACAAACUUAUCGACCUUCACCGUGAUGAGAACCUCGACGAGUGGUUCCUGACUCUCAACCCUAGCGGUCAGGUACCUAUUAUGACCCGAGAAUGGGGAAACGGGUCGACAAAGCCACGCCUUGAAGUCACCACGGAGAGCGUGGUGAUUUCGAAAUUCUUCGGAGAAAACUUCUUUCCGGGGCUGCUCGGCGGUGCACACACAGGGGAGGUUGACAGGUUGCUGGCAAAGAUACACGCAAUACAAGCCUUCUCGUUGAGCAUCAAAAGUCCUACAAAGGAGCAGGCGGUGGAAGUACCAGAUCCAGGUCAGGACGAGCGGCUCGCCAGAACAGAUAUAUCUGACAAGUAUCGGCGUGCGCUAGAGUAUAAAAGAGUACACUACUAUGACAACUUGGCGUACGCGUUGCGACCAGAAAAUAUACAGAAGGCAAAAACCCAAGCCGCCGACCUCUUCCAGGAACUCCUGCUGAUUUGUCGAGAACACCACUCGAGCCCGGCCACUGAGCAAGAGCAGGAUCGGGCUAUCUGGCUGUUUGGUGCUGGAACGGGUCCGACCAUCCUGGACGCACACGCUGUGGCUUUAAUAGCUCGUAUAGAUGAUGCAGGUCAGGAAGAACUAGUGCCAGGUGACCUGCUGGCCUACGCACGAAAGGUUCGCAGCUUGCCCGCUUGGGAGGCUGUAACCCAUGGCAGGGAGACAAUCUGGAACAAGGGUUAUGGGCAUGUCUACCUCCUCAAAGACUUCUGA
Diaporthe citri is the source of this 3402-nucleotide messenger RNA. RefSeq lists its product as uncharacterized. Gene Ontology annotation, biological process: urea transmembrane transport. Lineage: Eukaryota; Fungi; Ascomycota; Sordariomycetes; Diaporthales; Diaporthaceae. Gene Ontology annotation, cellular component: plasma membrane. Gene Ontology annotation, molecular function: urea transmembrane transporter activity. The transcript is spliced from 8 exons. The coding region runs from base 1 to 3402 and encodes 1133 amino acids. The record is from RefSeq and is a predicted model, not a curated record.